Formica exsecta is the source of this 831-nucleotide messenger RNA. Its product is annotated as activator of basal transcription 1-like. Gene Ontology annotation, cellular component: nucleolus. The record is from RefSeq and is a predicted model, not a curated record. NCBI's taxonomy places the organism in Eukaryota, Metazoa, Arthropoda, Insecta, Hymenoptera, Formicidae. The coding region runs from base 86 to 706 and encodes 206 amino acids. Gene Ontology annotation, molecular function: RNA binding. Gene Ontology annotation, biological process: endonucleolytic cleavage in 5'-ETS of tricistronic rRNA transcript (SSU-rRNA, 5.8S rRNA, LSU-rRNA); small-subunit processome assembly; endonucleolytic cleavage in ITS1 to separate SSU-rRNA from 5.8S rRNA and LSU-rRNA from tricistronic rRNA transcript (SSU-rRNA, 5.8S rRNA, LSU-rRNA). The transcript has 3 exons.
AGCUGGAUCCUCCCCCACUUUUCUAAGUUUUUAGUUUUUCUGUUUUUCUCAUACACGCUAGAUACACGCUGUGAAAAAUAUUAUCAUGGAAACGAACGAAGUGGUAAAACCCAAGAGAAAAGUUAAAAGAGGAAUAAUAUAUUUGUCCACAAUCCCGAAAUAUAUGAACGUCACAAAGAUCCGGGAGAUAUUCUUGGCUUAUGGCAAAGUGGACAGAGUGUAUUUACAACUAGCCGAAAAUGAGGCACAAUCGGCUAAAAAGAAGCGGAAAAAGGCGAUCAAGCAUUUCACUGAAGGUUGGGUAGAGUUUGAAAGUAAGAAAGUAGCAAAAUUUGUAGCAGCAACAUUAAACAACACUCAAAUAUCUAUGAGAAAGAAAAGCAAAUUUUAUGAUAUUAUGUGGAAUAUCAAGUAUUUGCCUAGAUUUAAAUGGAUUCAUUUGAGUGAGCGGUUAGCAUAUGAACGUGCCGUACAUAAACAAAGACUUUUAACUGAAAUAGCACAAGCUAAGAGAGAAGUCAACUUCUUCUCGUAUAAUGUAGAUAGGAGUAAGAAAUUACUUAAGAAACACAAGCAAGGAAAAGAGACAACUUUCGAAUUGCAUGAAGUUAAGCAAAGGGAUACUGACAGUGAGAUAAGGAAUAGAAAAGCAGAGAAGAUAGAUGUAGAAGAUAGAACAGACUUUCUUAAAUCAAUAUUUGGAUAAAAUUUUAUAGAUUCAGUGUAUAUAUAGGUAUCGUAUAAUUAUAUAACAAUAUAUUUAUAGUGAUUAAAUGUACAAAGAAACUUAAACUGUUCAAUUGUUUUAUAAUAAAACUUGUUUUUUUAUAA